AUGCCAUCCCACAUUAGAACGUAUGACGGAACUGAAGAUCCCGAAGACCACCUCCAAAUCUUUACUGGUGCUGCAAGGAUUGAAAAGUGGUCUAGUGCCGAAUGCUGCCUUAUGUUCAUGCAAACCCUUGUAGGGUCUUCCCGGAUUUGGUUCAAUGACCUACCUGGUGGAAGCAUUCAAACCUUUGACGACUUGGGUAAAUGUUUCUUGGCUAACUUUUCGCAGCAACGGAGGUACGUCAAGGAUGCAACAGUGAUUUUCCAAAUCAAGCAAAGGGAUGAUGAAAUCCUUAGAGAUUUCAUCGAAAGAUACAAGAAAGAAGGGUUAACAUACGUAGGUGCUGAUGAGAAGAUAAGGGUGGCAGGCUUCAUGAACGCUAUCACCUCCAAGUACCUCACUCGAGACUUUAACAAAUGUCUACCCAAGACCCUCAAGGAGGCCCUUGGGAGGGCUGAAGCUCACAUCCGGGGGGAGGAAGCCAUUGAUAUCAAGGAACAAAGAAAAAGGGUUCCCAGUUGGAGGAGUAAUAGCCCCAAUAGGAAAAGAAGCAACUAUGGUUCCUAUGACAAACGUUCCAGAAGCUCAGAUCCGAGAAGGUCUGAAGGCUGGAACCCUCCAAGCAGGGAAAAGAAUGUGAACUUCACAGGCUUAACCAAAACCCCACAAGAUUUCCUUGACACUUAA
Molecule: messenger RNA, 684 nt
Organism: Helianthus annuus (common sunflower)
Lineage: Eukaryota; Viridiplantae; Streptophyta; Magnoliopsida; Asterales; Asteraceae
Exons: 1
Coding region: 1-684 (227 amino acids)
Source: RefSeq, a predicted model, not a curated record